CGCAAGACAUCCAUGAAUUCAUCUUCUCCCUUCACUAUUACCCAUUCACUCUUGACUACCCUUGAACAGCCCACACAGCCCACAAACCCCCAAACUCACCACCAAUGGCCUCAACCCAACCCUCGCCCAUUCUAUGCCUCCCCGCCGAAAUCCGCCUCUCAAUCCUCGAACACACGCUCCCUAAACCCUUACACAUCGUCUUCCGCCCUCCCACCCACACCUCCGGAUUCUCCUCCUCCAACCCCAACAACCCUCGCGGCCUCUCCCUCGACGAAAACUACUCCUCCUCCUCCCACCUCUCCCUCCUUCUCACAUGCCACCAAUUCCGCUCCGACUUCACCCACCUCUUAUUCUCUUCCACCCAAUUCGUCGUCACAGACACGUACACCCCCCUACCGCGGCGACUAGAAGUACUACGACAAUGCCAAAUAGAAGCAAUCCGGCACAUCGCGUUUGUAGCCUCCGCGCGACAAUUCCGUGACCUGGUGCACUGGACACAGCAUCCCUUCAACCUCCCGAAUCUGAAACUCGACACAUUGGCAGUGGUGCUCCAUCGUUCCGCACACUGGCACUACCCCUCCGACUUCACCGCUGACAUGGUGUCUCUGCUGCGCCGACUCCAAAAUGUUCGCUCCCUCUAUUUCAUCCGCAAUGGCGCGAAUGUAAAGGGUUUUUUUAAGACCUGGUAUAACCGUCUGGUUGGGUUGGUGCUGAAGGAGGACCAUUGGCAGAGGUAUGAUAACCCCCAGGGCCCAUGCUUGGAGGAAGUAUGGUGGGAGUGGGAGUUUGAUGCAGGGGGGCAGUGGUUUAAGUUUAAGGCUAGGAAGCCUAGGCGGGUUGUGGGGGAAGAGGCGUAUUUGGAGGGCGUGAAGGGGCUAGUGGAGGGGCUGAUGAGGGAGAUGGAGGGCGAGGAGGAGGAUCCGGAUCCUCGGGCUAGAAACGGGUGGGCUUAA
Messenger RNA from Lindgomyces ingoldianus, 953 nucleotides. RefSeq lists its product as uncharacterized. The transcript has a single exon. Lineage: Eukaryota; Fungi; Ascomycota; Dothideomycetes; Pleosporales; Lindgomycetaceae. The coding region runs from base 105 to 953 and encodes 282 amino acids. The record is from RefSeq and is a predicted model, not a curated record.